UCCAGUUUGUAUGUUUAAGUUAUUAAAACCAUAAUUUAGUUUCAUAAUUGGUUAAUGACAAUAAAAAAAUUUUGUGCUUGACUUCUCGUCUUCACGAGACGAGUGACGGUUAUAAUAAUUUUAGUAUAAAUAGUAAAACAUAGAGGAACUAAAGUAUCAGUAACACUGUCGAGUCUUUAAAGUUAAACACUAAACAGAACUACAAUGUUUAAAUACAUACUCCUAUUCGCUCUUGUUGGCUUUGCUUGUGCUCUCAGCCCAAAAGCAUUAUUAUCAUUAGUUGGCGGUUCCGGUUCCCAUCGACCAGUAUCCCAUGCUAGUUCUGGUGAUGAUGCUCAUGCUGAAAUCAGAACUCUUUCCUCAGAUGUUCGUCCGGAUGGUUUUGAUUAUGCUUUGGAAACCAGUAAUAGCAUUGCAGCAAAGGCUGUUGGUGACGAGCACGGCAACGUACAUGGCGAAUUUAGUUGGGUAGAUCCAAAUGGUGAACAUGUACAGAUUUCAUAUGUGGCUGAUGAAAAUGGUUACCAACCUACUGGUGCAUGGAUUCCAGUCCCACCACCAAUUCCAGCGGCUAUUUUAAAAUCUUUAGAAUAUAUUCGCACACACCCAGCAAAUGAUGAAGUAAGUCGCGGUCAUCACAGUUUUGGUAGAAAAUAAAUCUAUUUAAAUUUUUAUGUGCAUAAGCUGUUAUU
Molecule: messenger RNA, 692 nt
Organism: Teleopsis dalmanni
Lineage: Eukaryota; Metazoa; Arthropoda; Insecta; Diptera; Diopsidae
Product: larval cuticle protein 2-like
Exons: 2
Coding region: 205-657 (150 amino acids)
Cellular component (GO): chitin-based extracellular matrix
Molecular function (GO): structural constituent of chitin-based larval cuticle
Source: RefSeq, a predicted model, not a curated record